Molecule: messenger RNA, 7267 nt
Organism: Pezoporus occidentalis (night parrot)
Lineage: Eukaryota; Metazoa; Chordata; Aves; Psittaciformes; Psittacidae
Gene: MAGI2
Product: membrane associated guanylate kinase, WW and PDZ domain containing 2
Exons: 24
Coding region: 266-5032 (1588 amino acids)
Biological process (GO): signal transduction; receptor clustering
Cellular component (GO): cytoplasm; dendrite; cell-cell junction
Molecular function (GO): beta-1 adrenergic receptor binding; type II activin receptor binding; signaling receptor complex adaptor activity
Source: RefSeq, a predicted model, not a curated record
AUCCACGCUCUGCAGGGUCCCGGCCGCCGCGGCUGCCAUGGAUAUCAGCUAAAGCCGGCCGGAGAGGGCAGCGAGGCGCUCCCCGACCCAGGUCCGCAGCCCCGCGGGGCCGCCGCGCCCUCCCUCUCGUUGGCCGGCCGCUCCCCGCCCGCCCGAGCCUGCCCCGGAGGAGCCCGGCUGCCCCGGGGAGGGGGGGGACGAGAGGGAGGGAGGGAAGGAGCACGGAAUAUACCGGGAGGUAGUCGGGCAGAGCAUCCCAACGGCAAUGUCCAAGGGCUUGAAGAAGAAAAGCCACUGGACGAGCCGAGUCCACGAGAUUGUGAUCGUGAGGAACCCGGAGGGGCAGCUGGGCUUCGAGCUGAAGGGGGGCGCCGAGAACGGGCAGUUCCCCUACCUGGGGGAGGUGAAGCCCGGCAAGGUGGCCUAUGAGGGCGGCAGCAAGUUAGUGCCGGAGGAGCUGCUGCUGGAGGUGAACGAGACCCCUGUAGCCGGGCUCACCAUCAGGGAUGUGCUGGCCGUGAUCAAGCACUGCAAAGACCCCAUCCGGCUCAAGUGCGUCAAGCAAGGAGGCAUUGUUGAUAAGGACCUUCGUCACUACCUCAAUUUGCGGUUCCAGAAAGGUUCGGUAGACCAUGAGCUCCAGCAGAUUAUAAGAGACAAUCUCUACCUCCGCACAGUGCCAUGCACCACAAGGCCACAUAAGGAGGGGGAAGUCCCUGGUGUGGACUAUAUUUUCAUCACUGUUGAAGAUUUUAUGGAAUUGGAGAAAAGUGGUGCUCUCUUAGAAAGUGGAACAUAUGAAGACAACUAUUACGGCACCCCAAAGCCUCCAGCAGAACCAGCUCCACUGCUGUUAAAUGUAACAGACCAGAUCCUCCCAGGUGCCACUCCCGGGGCUGAAGGCAAACGUAAAAGGAAUAAGUCUGUGAGCAAUAUGGAGAAGACAGGUAUUGAGCCACCGGAGGAAGAGGAGGAAGAAAGACCUGUGGUCAAUGGAAAUGACGUGACAGUAACACCAGAAUCAAGUGAACAUGAAGAGAAGAGCACAGGUGUCUCAGGUGAGAUAUCUUCCACCCAACCUUGUCCUGCACCAGGAUAUACUCAGCCUGAAGAAGCAAAGGAGGAUAUGGAUGUAACAAAGCAGACUAAACCUGAAGAAAAUGAUGACUUGGGCCCACUGCCUGAUAACUGGGAAAUGGCUUAUACAGAAAAGGGGGAAGUCUACUUCAUUGACCAUAACACAAAGACAACAUCAUGGCUGGAUCCACGACUUGCGAAAAAGGCUAAACCUCCAGAAGAGUGCAAAGAAAAUGAGCUUCCAUAUGGCUGGGAGAAAAUUGAUGAUCCCAUUUAUGGCACUUAUUAUGUUGACCACAUAAAUAGAAGAACACAAUUUGAAAACCCUGUCCUAGAAGCAAAAAGGAAGCUACAGCAGCAUAACAUGCCCAACGCAGAACUUGGAACAAAGCCUAUGCAGGCCCAAGGUUUCCGAGUAGAAAGCUUCUCAUCAACCUUACCUAGACCCAAAUUUACCCACCUGCGCCCCGCUCCCAAGAGGUCCCACAGCGUGAAUGACCUGUCCCAGUGCUGGUGUGCCCCCGCCGGGACGCGCAGGCUGCACGAAAAACCACUCUUCACCCGUGAUGCAUCACAGCUGAAGGGGACUUUCCUCAGCACAACUCUUAAGAAAAGCAACAUGGGCUUUGGAUUUACCAUCAUUGGUGGGGAUGAGCCAGAUGAGUUUCUCCAGGUGAAGAGUGUAAUCCCUGAUGGGCCUGCAGCACAAGAUGGGAAAAUGGAAACAGGUGAUGUCAUUGUCUAUAUUAAUGAAGUUUGUGUCCUUGGACAUACUCACGCAGAUGUAGUCAAACUCUUCCAGUCUGUUCCUAUUGGUCAGAGUGUCAACUUGGUGCUAUGUCGUGGAUACCCUUUGCCCUUUGAUCCUGAAGAUCCUGCCAACAGCAUGGUGCCACCCCUUGCAGUAAUGGAGAGGCCUCCGGUAGUGGUAAAUGGAAGACAUAACUAUGAAACUUAUUUGGAGUACAUUUCUAGGACUUCUCAGUCUGUUCCAGACGUAACAGAUCGACCACCACACUCCUUGCAAUCCAUUCCAGCAGAUAGUCAGCUUGAUAGCACAUUCCCACCACCUGCCCAUGAUGAUAAUGUAUCAAUGGCUUCUUCUGGGGCCACCCAAGCUGAACUCAUGACCUUAACCAUUGUGAAAGGGGCCCAGGGCUUUGGCUUCACUAUAGCAGACAGUCCUACAGGACAGAGGGUGAAGCAAAUUCUAGACAUUCAGGGAUGUCCUGGUUUGUGUGAAGGUGACCUCAUUGUUGAGAUCAACCAGCAGAAUGUACAGAACCUGAGCCAUGCAGAAGUAGUGGAUAUACUUAAAGAAUGUCCUGUUGGAAGUGAAACUUCUUUGAUUAUCCAUAGAGGAGGUUUCUUUUCUCCAUGGAAAACUCCAAAGCCUAUGAUGGAACGAUGGGAAAAUCAAGGCAGUCCUCAAACAAGCCUUUCUGCUCCAGCUAUGCCACAGAAUAUUCCCUACCCACCUGCUCUUCACAGGAGUUCAUUUCCUGAUUCAACAGAGGCCUUUGAUCCACGAAAACCUGACCCAUAUGAGCUGUAUGAGAAAUCAAGAGCUAUUUAUGAAAGUAGGCAGCAAGUGCUGCCCAGGACUGGUUUUCGAGCGGAUUCCUCAGGUCCCGAUUACAAGGAGCUGGAUGUUCACCUUCGGAGAAUGGAGUCUGGGUUUGGCUUCAGGAUCCUGGGAGGGGAUGAGCCUGGACAGCCUAUUCUUAUCGGAGCAGUAAUUGCCAUGGGCUCAGCAGACCGAGAUGGUCGUCUCCAUCCUGGUGAUGAGCUGGUGUAUGUAGACGGGAUUCCAGUGGCUGGCAAAACCCACCGAUAUGUGAUUGAUCUUAUGCAUAAUGCUGCCCGAAAUGGGCAAGUGAAUCUUACUGUGAGGAGAAAGGUGCUACCCACAGAGUCCUCCAGCCAGAAAGGUCCCCCUCCGCCGGGCGCGACACCCCCUCGCAGCUCCCCCAGCGCUAGGAAAAUGGCCAAUAACCAAGGAGAACCGUGCCCAGAGAAUGGCAGAAGCCCAGGCUCAGUGUCUACGCACCACAGUUCUCCAAGAAGUGACUACACUACUUAUGCUAACAGUAAUCAUGCUGCCUCUAGUAGCAAUGCUACACCGCCUGAGGGCUUCACUUCUCACAGCCUGCAAACCAGUGAUGUGGUGAUCCACCGCAAGGAGAAUGAAGGCUUUGGCUUUGUUAUCAUCAGUUCCCUGAACAGGCCUGAAUCUGGGUCCACAAUAACUGUACCCCAUAAAAUAGGGCGGAUAAUUGAUGGAAGUCCUGCAGAUCGCUGUGCAAAACUUAAAGUUGGAGACCGGAUCUUAGCUGUGAAUGGCCAGUCUAUUAUAAACAUGCCUCAUGCAGAUAUUGUGAAGCUAAUUAAAGAUGCAGGUCUCAGUGUAACUCUUCGCAUCAUUCCUCAGGAGGAGCUGAACAGCCCAGCCUCAGCCCCCAGCUCGGAGAAGCAGAGCCCCAUGGCCCAGCAGCACAGCCCCAUGGCCCAGCAGCACAGCCCCGUGGCCCAGCAGAGUCCCCUGGCGCAGCAGAGCCCCGUUGCCCAGCACAGCCCCGUCUCCCAGCCGCCACCUCCUCAGCCCCUCCAGCUGCAAGGACAUGAAAACAGUUAUAGGUCAGAAGUAAAAGCCAGACAGGAUGUGAAACCUGACAUCCGGCAACCUCCAUUUACAGACUACAGGCAGUCCUCAACAGACUACCGACAGCCUCCACUGGACUACAGGCAUCCUCCAGUGAUGGAUUACCAGCAGCCACCACCUCUCGACUACAGGCAGCCACCCUUGAUAGAUUACAGGCAGCAUUCACCUGACACGAGGCAGUACCCCCUGUCAGAGUACAGGCAGCCCCAGGACUUUGAUUAUUUCACCGUUGAUUUGGAGAAAGGAGCCAAAGGUUUUGGGUUUAGUAUUCGAGGAGGAAGGGAGUACAAAAUGGAUUUGUAUGUGUUGAGGUUAGCAGAAGAUGGGCCAGCAAUAAGAAAUGGAAGGAUGAGGGUAGGAGAUCAAAUAAUUGAAAUCAAUGGAGAAAGCACAAGGGACAUGACACAUGCCAGAGCAAUAGAGCUAAUCAAGUCUGGUGGCAGGAGAGUGCGACUGUUGUUGAAACGUGGAACAGGACAGGUCCCAGAAUAUGACGAACCAAACUCCUGGAGUGCUCCCUCUGCCACCUCCCCAGGUCUGCCGGAAGUAGCUCUUUCCCUCGAUGACAUUAUCUCACCAUUAUCUUCAUCACACAUAGCCCCACCCUCUGACCCUUCUCACCAGAUAAGCCCAGAGCCAACAUGGGAUAUCAAGAGGGAACAAGAUGUAAGGAAACCAAAGGAGCUUUCGGUGAACGGUCACAAAAAGAAAAGGUUAGGAGAACAAAGAGAAAGGUCAGCAAGUCCUAAAAAGGUAGACAGGUCAAAGCAUGAAGAGGCUUCUUGGAAAGGAUAUUCAGAAGGCAAAAAUAAGACCACUGAUGGUGGCAGGCCCACCUCAGAAAGCAAAGUGGUGGGACACAGCAUUAUGAUCGAGGCUGGCACAAGAGAGCACGUGUGUGCUGGAACCAGUGAUGAACAGUUUGGGAGGCUGAGGAAGCUGGAAAGCAAGAGAGGAGGAUCUCUUAGCAAAAAAGAAGACCACAAAUCUGCAAAUAUCAGUGAGAAGAAACCAGCUGCAGCACCCGACCAUGUCAAGCUUGAUACGGGUGCUACCAAGACGUACAGUAGCAACCGCUGCAGCUCGCCUGGAAGUGAUAUGGACCACAGCCAGAGGGACCCUGAUGGGAAACCCAGCGAGUUCCCCAGGAAGGGACAUCUCCACUCCAUUAGCACUCGCAGCACCAACACCACAGUUCGAAAGGCAACGGUCUCCCCAGGGCCAUGGAAAAUCCCUGGCUCAGAUAAGCUACCUAGCGUCCUGAAGUCUGGUACUUCUGCCAUGAGCAGAUAAGCAAGGGACUGUUGCCCUCUAACUGUCUCAAACUGACGCAGAACAUUCUUCUUAGUUUUUGUCUCACAUUGGUUUGUUUUAAUUUAUUUUAACUAUCACACAUAUACACAAAGCAUUGAGGAAUGAAAACAUUAGUGUGUAAUUCCAUGACAAUGUGCACAGUAUCUAAUAAGUUCAAAAGCAUAUAGUCAACACGGAGAUUUAAAAUCGACCCUAAAGUCCCAGUUCCAUUUUAGGGACUUAGGCAGCUAUGGAAGAAACCAAAACAAUAUGAAGGACAGUACAUCAGAGAAGGAUAGUGCAGUGUAGCUUUAGCAUUUUUUUUCCCACUGCAUGAAGGACUUGGAUUUCAUUCAAACUUUAUAUCAAGAAACUGGAACAAGUUAGAGCAAUCACAAACUGGAACAUCGCCUUAAAUAAAACUGCACGGAGCAAGCUGAAACAGAGAGAGGAUCUUUUCAUGGAGCUAAAAUGUUGUAAAUAAAUUGUUCUCGACAUAUCUAGACAGGGGCUAAAGGGUUUCUUUAAAGCAUCAUUCAGAACUGUACACCCAUGACACCUCUCCACUGUUAACACUUUGGGAUAGUCCACGUGGUACCCUGUAGCAUAGUUCACUGGGCGCUACGGGAGGAGUGGGGAAUCCAGUGGAUUAGUUUCUGUGAUACCAUUUCUACUGCCAUUUUUGUGAACAAACCAUGUUUCUGUACAUUGGAAAGGAGUUAGGGUGGCGUUGUGUUUGCAAAUUACUCUCAAAAGUGGUUUAUUACAGGUUCCCCAAGUCCUGCAAAGUAGCAGACAAACCAAUUGGUCAGGCUCAAAACCCAGACAUCUGCAAGGCCCUUGCAAUGAAAGGAAGAGUGCUACAGAGAAAAAGCUGCAGUUUCCUUAAGGAAAGGCCUUUCCUUCCUGCAGAAGAUGAUCGUUUCACUUAUCAACAGUGCUAUGUUUCAUACCCAUCUGCAUUUAGUUAGGACACUCUCAUCUUCCAUCCCCUCAGUUUGGCAGAGCAGGUGCCCUUCAGGCACACGUUAACAAUAAUUAGGCUGGUUUCUGAAAUACAGUUGUCGGUGUCCUCGUUCAGUAAAUUCAAUAUAUUUCCAUUUUCAAAAUAGUUUCCAUGUUACCAUUUCUUCCCUACCUCCAUUUUUUUUUGUUUGUUUUGUUCUGGGUUGGGUUUUUUUUGGUCUUUUGUUUUUAACUUUCUCGCUUGUCUGUUUUGAAUUUCAAGCCUUAAGUGCCAGGUAAACAUUCCAGUCUGCCUUCACAGGAAAUAACUCCGAGUUCAGUCAAACAGUCAUUAUCUUGUUUCAAAAAGAUGCGUGCAUGUCUGUGUAAGUGUGCAUAUGCUUAUUUGUCUGUCAAAAUUGAAACAAAAUCCUGGGCAAUAAUACAUUGGUAAUUAAAAAAUAAGAGAAAAAAGUCAUGAAGAAAGUACUGUCAAAAAUUUGUAUUUAAAAGUUACUGUUCUCUAGCAAUCUUAGUUCCUCACAUGCUCUGCUGAAAAAUUAGACUGAGAUUGGCUUUGUUCCAAGAAAUUAGCACAUUACUCUAUGUCUCAAACAUUGCACUGGACUGAGAAAUUUAUAGGCAUGUUUCUUCCUGUCCAAUUAUUUGAAAAGCCUCAAGUCAAGGAUUUUGCAGCUUUCAAAAAAGUUUUUCCUUUAGAAAGAAAACUCCAUUUAAAAUAUGAUUUCUAAAAAAGCACAAGUCCAUGUAGCUGUUUAUAAAACUCUUAUUUAAUGGAGGAAAAAAACAUCCUUAUCCCCUGAACUACAAUCCAAUAUAAUUUGCCAUUAAUUUAUUGAAUCUGAUUUUGGACAAUGCUUCUGUAGUGUAGAUGCACAUCCCAGUAUCUUAUUUUUAUGUAUAAAGAAAGCAAACAAUAAAAUCUGAAAAACAAUUGAGAUUAUGCUUGCAUAAACUCUAAUUUGCACAGUUCACAGCUACUCCUUGUGCAGUAAUUGCUUUAUGCGGCUGUAAUCGAUAACCUGUGAAGACAGCACAUCAUCUAAACCCCAUUCCAAAUAAUAUUUCUGUGUAGUGUUAGCUGUGAAUUUACCCUGUACAGCUCUAUCUCUAUAAAUAUAAUUCCAUGUAUUAAUAGUCACAGAAAGGCUGUAAGUGAGCAACUAUUUUUAUGAAACGCACCACUAUGGAUAAAUUAACUUUUACAGAAAUCUUGUUUACUGUAUGAUAUUCUAAACCACUGUCAAAUAAAAUAUAUAUCCAAAAGUC